This is a messenger RNA of Penicillium paradoxum, 2115 nucleotides long. Its product is annotated as transcription factor domain-containing protein. Gene Ontology annotation, biological process: positive regulation of transcription from RNA polymerase II promoter by galactose; DNA-templated transcription. Gene Ontology annotation, cellular component: nucleus. The coding region runs from base 1 to 2115 and encodes 704 amino acids. Gene Ontology annotation, molecular function: RNA polymerase II cis-regulatory region sequence-specific DNA binding; zinc ion binding; DNA-binding transcription factor activity, RNA polymerase II-specific. The transcript has 4 exons. NCBI's taxonomy places the organism in Eukaryota, Fungi, Ascomycota, Eurotiomycetes, Eurotiales, Aspergillaceae. The record is from RefSeq and is a predicted model, not a curated record.
AUGGCUUCAGAGUCACCCCAGCUGCAAAUGUCACCGCCGCAGACAGAACCGCGGGAUCAAUCCAAUGAGGCAUCUGAUUCCAACAAGAGGAAGGCGGAACAAGGCAACGGAACGCAGGCGCGCACAAAGCGGAAUCGCUACAUCUCUAUCGCAUGUGAGUUCCGGUCAAUGACAGAUCAAAUCACCACUUUGCAAGAUCAAGUCAAUAGCCUAUUUAGCAAUAUUAGUGAGCUUCGUACCCAGAGACCGGUAUUUGAGUCACCGCCGUUUGAUCAUCUUUCGCGCGAUGGGUCUCAAUCGGUCUUCACCCCCGUGCCGGGGAGCCUCACAAAACCCCGGGCCCGUCACCCACGCUUCCAUGGUCCAACAAGCUCGGCCUUCAACUUCGAUGUGGCAAAGUCCAGCUUGCAGAAUAUGGGUAUCACCCCGGCUGAAGAUGGAAUUCCAGAUGACUUGACCACCGCACAUGUUACUCCAACAGGCUCACCACCUCCCCAUAUUGGACAGCUACUUCCAACAGUACACCCUACCAAAGAUCCGAUAUGGUCAAUCCGACGUGAGGAGGCGAUGCGUCUUUGUAAAGUUUAUGAAGAUGAGAUCGGGAUCAUGUAUCCUGUGGUGGAUAUCGCCAAAGUUACCAGCCAGGCUAAUCUACUCUACACAUUCAUAGAAGCUGCUACUAGAACAGGCUUUGCACAACGAGGCUUUCCGGGAUCUGAUGGCCUUCAUGACGAAAGCUCAAUUAUUCUGAAAUUGAUUUUAGCCACCACGCUGGUCGUGGAAGGCGGCGGCCAAAGCGAACUUGGGCAGCGACUCUACUUGAGUGCUAAGCCAUUCAUAGAAUCGAAGUUGUGGGAGCCACACACGAUCAAAACUAUUCAGCUCUUUGCUAUUGUGGCUACGUAUCAUUACCAUACAGAUGACGAUGCCAUGGCCUAUCGAAUUAUUGGAUUAGCAGCACGAAUGUGCUUGGAGAUGGGGUUACAUCGUCGAGAUGCUUUGGUGAAAUCCUUCCCUAAUGAAGAACAAUGGGUCGAGAUCACUCGGCUAUUCUGGUCAGUGUACAGCUUGGACAGACGAUGGAGCUUCGGCACGGGAUUACCUUUUGUGAUUCAGGAUGAGGAUAUCGAUCCUAACCUACCAGAACCUGAUGUAUCAUUGCCUUAUUUGCGCUGCAUGAUCCUAUACAACCGCAUCAGUUCCAAGAUCUGGUACUCUGGUCUACGCUCCGAAGGCACGACUGAUAUCCGGCGUGAUGAAAUUGGCUAUCUAGAUUACCAAAUCUUGCAGUGGUACAAGCAAGUUCCAGAGGAGUUGAAGUUCUAUCCCGUCGAGUCGCCCAAGAACGGUGAAACCGGGAACAGGGGGAUGAGACGACUCAGGGUUCUCCUGUAUCUGCGGAUGAACCAGCACCGAAUUUUGAUCUACCGUCCCGUGCUUCAUUCCUCUGCUAGCAUUGUCGAGGAUCGCGGUCAUGCUCAAACAGUGGUGGACGUAGCGAAAGACACGGUUCGAGUUCUUACACGACUGAACCAGACGUCUGAUAUUUAUCGGACACAGCAAAUCACAUUCAACUAUUUCCUUGUUGCUGCAUUGGCUGUGCUGUUCCUAGCAGUGUCCCAUGCCCCUGCUGAUUUCAAUCGGCAGGUCCGCGAUGAGUUCUACAUGGCGCUCGACUUGAUCAAUGGGUUCAGUACCAAGUCCUACGUAUCCAAGCGGCUAUGGAAAACGAUCAAGGGCUUGCGAAAGAUUGGAGAGAAACUUGGAGUUCUCGCCCGACCUUUCGGGGCAGAUUCCAGCGAUCCCCAUUCUAGCGCUGCUGUGGCCAUGGCAGGGCUCGCGGGGCAUCCAAUCCAGGACCUGUCCAUGUAUGGGGCCAUGAAUCAUGGACACGAAUUAGGAAACAGUCCACUCAAUGGAGUGCAAAUGAGUCAUGAGUUGACGCAUUUGUUUGAAGCAGUUGGCGCGUUUGGUAGCUUCAUGCCGAACGGUUCUGGUGAUGGGAUUAGUAGCUUCGUUGGGCCGGAUGGGGAAAUGCAGAACACUGGAGAAGGAUUGUCGGGAGUUUUGGGUGACGAUGGGGAGUUUGCUCGUAUCUUCCGGGACUUGUUUUGA